Molecule: messenger RNA, 1397 nt
Organism: Entrophospora sp. SA101
Lineage: Eukaryota; Fungi; Glomeromycota; Glomeromycetes; Entrophosporales; Entrophosporaceae
Source: the annotation of a GenBank genome assembly
GAUUGAAAAAAUAUUGGAUUGACAUUCCUUCUUUUGAGCAAUAUACGGUCGAUGAUGUUUUACAAGUUGCAGAAAAUCUAUUUGACAGAUUAGACGAUUCAGUAAAGACUACUAGUGUUUACAACAAUUAUAUAUUAAUGUAUAGUAAUGCUAUAAGAAUUGAUAAUGCUUAUUCGGUGUAUAACAAUAUGGUAAAAGAAAACAUCAAACCAGAUGUUUAUACUUAUUUAUCAUUGAUAAUUGGAUGUGCGAACCCUCACACCAAUGAAACCUUUUUAAAUAAUAUGUUAAUUGGUAUGGAAGACAUUUAUUCUACCUCCAAUCGGUUUAUUAAGCUUGUUGGGUAUCCAGAAACAUUAAAUAAUGACGAAACCAUAGAAACUAAAGAGAGCAAGCAAUUAUCAUCAAAUUUAAUAAUUAAAGUGUUAGAUGCAACAACCGAAGAUCCCUUCACACUAGAAUCUUUUGAUACCUUGAUUCAACAACAUGCUGAAAAAAACAAAGAUUUUAUUUUAGCAAAAGUUGCAACUGCUGACCCAGUAGAUGACUCUAAAUUUUAUUAUUCAUACUAUUCCGCUCAUCAUAUAAAUAAAAUAUUAUUUAGAACACAACCUGAGCAAGGAUUAUUACAUAGAAUGAAAGCAAAAAAUGUAUGUAUAACUGCCACUUCUGCUCUUGACAAUAUAGAAAAUGAUUUCUCGAUAGCAAUCGAUAUUAAUAAUGGAUUUAAUUCACCCACAAGAGAAAAAGUUGAUUCAAAAAUGGGCCGAGAGUCAAGAAGAUGGUCUAUUGGUGGUAAUAUACAAUCUCCAUUAAAAACAUUUCAACCUCAACAAUCUCGGAUAAAAAAACACAAUUCAUUAUCAUCUUUUAACCCUGAAAAUUUGAACAAAAUUCAAUCAAUAAAUGAUUAUGAUUAUAACAAAGAACAAUCAAAUAAUGAUAAUUCAAUAUCUUCAUCUUCUACUGACGAAUUUACCAAUAAUAAUACAAUGACUUCUUCAAUGCCUAAGGAUGAUGAUCCUGAAAAAAAUCAAAUGAUUUUUUACGAAGCAUUGUUUUAUGCAACUGAUGAUGAUUUCUUAACACGUUCGUCAGUACGUCAAUACUUUAAAUCAAAUGCAUUAGAUUAUAUGGAUGCUCAACUUUUUACUAUCAAUGCUGUGCCGCAAAGUCCUCAUGCCACCAAUGCAUUAAAUUCCACCCCCCCUAGUGCUCAAUUGGAACGUAUAAUGACGGAUAAUAACAAUGAUAAUAAUGGCUAUCUAAUGGAUCCAUUUAUUACAAAUUCAAGAAGAGGUUCAGCUUCACAAGAAGUCACUGGGUCAUGGUGGUCAAGACCUUUACACGGUUUGUGGUCAGCGAAACUUAUGCUUAUCUUAUGGCAUUUCUCUUAA